This is a messenger RNA of Linepithema humile (Argentine ant), 1837 nucleotides long. Its product is annotated as thyrotropin-releasing hormone receptor. NCBI's taxonomy places the organism in Eukaryota, Metazoa, Arthropoda, Insecta, Hymenoptera, Formicidae. Gene Ontology annotation, molecular function: G protein-coupled receptor activity. Gene Ontology annotation, biological process: G protein-coupled receptor signaling pathway. The record is from RefSeq and is a predicted model, not a curated record. Gene Ontology annotation, cellular component: membrane.
UCCACUCUAUGUUCAGACACUUUCUGCUUUUUUCCGCGUUCACAACUGCUGCUAACAAUACAAAGAUACGCAUCGAUACGCAAGGAUGAACGACGAAGGUAAUUCAACAUUACAUGUGGUAGAGCACAUCAAACAGUACUACAUACCGACUUUCUUGUGGCUUUGUGUACUGGGCAAUGUUCUAUGCGUGUGUGUGCUUUUGGGCACAAAAUUACGUUACAACUCGUCCAGCAUCUACUUGGGUGCACUUGCGAUGAGCGACAGUGGUGUGUUGACGGCGGCAUUCCUGAUGUGGCUUGGAUGGAUGCAAAUUAUACAUUACAAAGUUUGGUUGUACGUGUUUUUGUUUGGUUUACGAUGGCUAUUUUGUUUCCUGAGUAUAUGGAUUGUAGUGGCCUUUACUGUUCAACGGUAUGUAGUGAUCAAGUGGCCGCUACUUCGUCGCUCCUGGUGCACAGUCAGCCGAGCGAAAACCGUGGUGAUCGGACUGCUAAUAUUUGCAAUUAUAUACGCUACUCCAUGGUUGAUUAUACAAAGUUUGAUAACACUAAAUUUUGAUCUUGAGGAAACACAUUUUGAGAAAUCAAACUUGACGUACUGGUGGACGGUUUUACUCAUUAUUGAUGCUAUUUUAACGUUGGUCUUACCAAUAACAAUGAUAGUGUCGUUCAAUACUCUGAUAGUAUGUGCCAUUCGCAAGCAGAAUCGUGUUCGAGAAAACUUGUUUUUAACUCCUGAUGUUCCCAAUGAGAGAAAAUUGUCUACUGCAAGUUCUGCCAGUGAAUCGAAUCAUAUAAAGGUCACAAAAAUGCUUGUUAUUAUUUCAAGCAUAUUUAUAUGUUUAAAUGCACCUAUACAUAUCUCCUCCUUUCUUCAUUACUACGACAUAAAUGCAGAUAAAUAUGUUGUUACAUUUUUGCGUGAUAUGAUCAGCUAUGUUUUUUGUCUAACAAAUCACGGGAUAAACUUUAUUCUGUAUUAUGCAACUGGAGAGAAUUUUCGCAAAGAAGUGAUCCGCAUUUGUACGAAAUGUUCAGAUACUAAAAAGGGAGAAAGUGUGGAUGUGAAAAGUUAUGAGAAAUAGUCCGAUUGAUAUUGAAUCAUUCAAUUGUUAUAAGAUCUGUUACAAACUUUGUGGCUUAAUUCUGUUCAUCAACCAUUUCUUAAGGCUACCAAAUUAUGGAAUGGACUUUUGGUCAGUAUUGUGCAACUGAGAAGAAUUUUCGUACAAAAUUGAUCCGCAUAUUUACGAAAUCUACAGAUACUGAAGAAAACAAAGAUACGGAGAUAAAAAGGUUUGAGGAUCAAUGCGAUUAUUUCUUAAUCAUGCAAUUAUUAUAAGAUAAUAUAAUAAUGAAGCACGGAAUCAAAAAAUCUAAUUAUAUCUGUCUCAUAUUACAUAUUUGAAAAAAAUUUUGGAAUACUAUCAAAUUAUUUACUAACUAAUUAAAUACAUAGUUUCUUUACUACAAAUGUAUUCUAUGUAAGCAAUAUUCUACAUAUUAUGAAAAAAUAUUAAUUAACUUUUCUCUAAAAUUAAAUUUUUCUUUAAAAAUUUUUAAUGUUUAAUCGUUAUAUUUACUAACAAUAAGAUAAAUGCUCCAAUAGUUGGACAUAUCUACAUAUAUGAUUACAAAAUAAUACAAGAGGUAUUAUAAUUUUUUUUUAAAUAUUAAAUCCUUAAACGAUAUUAAAGAUAGAGAAAAAUAAAAACACCUACUUGUCAAAUAUUUGGUUACGGAGACAUUUACUUUAUUGCAUUAUAUAACUUUUUUAUUAGUUAGAAGUUUAUAUAUGAAUAAAAUGCAUGCAAAAGUACUACACUUUACUGUUAAGA